GCCAAAGCGACAAGUAAUCAUGGAGGAAAUGGCUCCGAGACAUAUUCUUCGCUUCACCAUGUCUUUUAUACUUUCCCGGUACUUCCUCGCUCUCACGCACCGCUGAUUCAAUCGAAAUGGUACAUUGGUGACGAACAUUGGUAACCUCCAAGCAGUCAUGGCACAACCGGAUAUCAAAGGAUCGUACCUACACUGGGACUCGAUCAGUCCGGAGGCGGAACGCCUGCAUCAAGAGAGCAUCGACUACCUUAUCAGAAUAUGGCCGUCUAUCCGAGAUCGGAAGGCAGACUCUCAGACUUGGGGUGAUGAGGUGGAGUCUCAGCUUGUGAAAUUUGACGCCCCCGCUCGCGAAGUGCAUCUGUCAUUAAAACAAGAUGAAGUGCUCGCGAAAGUCGGCAACAGAGAUGAUGUUGGGUUAUUCCAGCCCGAGUACGGGAGGUAUAUGGUUGAAUCCACGCCAACGAUACCCUAUGGGAGCUCUCCUUCCGCACUCACUAAAGUGGAAAAUAACCUCAGGACCCGUCGCAAGACGAUUCAGUCGUAUUUGGGUGAUGACGAAGCGCUGCUGACACUGUCAUUAUUCCCCUUGUUGCAUCUGAAAGAGCUGAGGAAAGCGAUUCGGGCACCCCUGGAUCGAAAUGACAGUGAGGUUUACACUGAAGUCACUGCAAGUGGCAAAUACGUUGCAGGACGCAUAAAUAUCAAGGCCAGGCGCAACAAACCGGUCGAUAUAGAAGUACCUGUUUUCCAAGACACGCACACAUCGAAAAGCACCAAAAUCUUGCUCGAAGAUACCAUCUUCGGUGCCGGAGGCUGCGGUCUGCAGGCGACCUUCCAAACGGAGACUCUCGAAGACGCUCAAUUUCUACACGAUCAACUUGCCGUAAUCGGACCAAUCAUGUUAGCGUUGACUGCAUCGACGCCGAUAUACAAGGGAACUCUUGCCGACACGGACGCACGCUGGGAUCAAGUCGCAGGAGCGGUCGACGACCGCCAGGUGCACGAAGCGUCAGGGCAUGGCUACCAUAAACUCAAGAGCCGCUGGUCACUCUGUCCGAUGUAUCUCGGUCCCUUGGACCCUUUGGACGGAAUCGACCACUAUCUGGACCCGCAUACGGAACAACAGAACCGUCAGAUCCGGGAUCUGCUGGUCUCUGAGGGGAUGGAUCCGGUCAUGGCCAGUUACUUCGCCACCCUCCAUGCUCGAGACCCGCUUUAUCUCCACAGUCAAGACCACACCGUCGACAGCGUCACGCCCGAGGACGUGCACCGCAGCAUUUGCGCGAGCGUCUGGAGCCACGUGCGACUGAAGGUCCCAGAGCCGGAAGAAGAGCAAGGGUGGCGGGUCGAAUUCCGCCCCAUGGAAGUGCAACCAUGUGAUUUUGAGAAUGCGGCCAUGUUGGUCUUCUUGAGCUUGCUGAAGCAGGCCUUGGGGUGGGAUCGCAGCAGCAGUUCGCGUCAGACGGCGCGGCAGUGGUACAUCCCGCUGACCGCCGUGGAAGAAAACAUGUCGCGAGCGCACUCGAACAACGCGGUCCUCACGGAGAAGUUCUGGUGGCCGACGAGAGGACCGAGUCCGGGGAAAAUAGAGCUGACAGUGGACGAGAUCAUCAACGGGACGAGCGAGGGAAGCGAUGGUCUGAUCCCCCUUGUAGAAUCCUACCUGAACCACGUUCGUCUGGAUGAUAGCAUUCCCGAGGCGGACUCCAAGUCGCACAUGGAGCAGGUUCAGAAGUACAUCGACUUUGUACGACGGCGUGCCAGGGGCGAAGUGCCGACUCCGGCGCAGUGGAUCCGGGGAAUGGUGUCGAAGCACCGAGAUUACAAGCAGGACUCGAUGAUUUCGCAAAGCGUGUGCUAUGAUCUUAUGAGGGCAUUCCAGGAGCGGGGGAGGGGGUAA
Molecule: messenger RNA, 1900 nt
Organism: Eremomyces bilateralis CBS 781.70
Lineage: Eukaryota; Fungi; Ascomycota; Dothideomycetes; Eremomycetales; Eremomycetaceae
Product: GCS-domain-containing protein
Exons: 4
Coding region: 158-1900 (580 amino acids)
Biological process (GO): glutathione biosynthetic process
Molecular function (GO): glutamate-cysteine ligase activity
Source: RefSeq, a predicted model, not a curated record